Macaca mulatta (Rhesus monkey) is the source of this 3420-nucleotide messenger RNA. RefSeq names its product HNF1 homeobox A (gene HNF1A). The record is from RefSeq and is a predicted model, not a curated record. NCBI's taxonomy places the organism in Eukaryota, Metazoa, Chordata, Mammalia, Primates, Cercopithecidae. Gene Ontology annotation, cellular component: nucleus. Gene Ontology annotation, molecular function: DNA-binding transcription factor activity, RNA polymerase II-specific; RNA polymerase II cis-regulatory region sequence-specific DNA binding. Gene Ontology annotation, biological process: regulation of transcription by RNA polymerase II; liver development; insulin secretion.
UGGGUGCAAGGAGUUUGGUUUGUGUCUGCCGGCUGGCAGGCAAACGCAACCCACGCAGUGGGGGAGGCGGCUAGCGUGGUGGACCCAGGCCGCGUGGCCCUGUGGCAGCCGAGCCAUGGUUUCUAAACUGAGCCAGCUGCAGACGGAGCUCCUGGCGGCCCUGCUCGAGUCAGGGCUGAGCAAAGAGGCACUGAUCCAGGCACUGGGUGAGCCGGAGCCCUACCUCCUGGCUGGAGAUGGCCCCCUGGACAAGGGGGAGUCCUGCGGCGGCGGUCGAGGGGAGCUGGCUGAGCUGCCCAAUGGGCUGGGGGAGACUCGGGGCUCCGAGGAUGAUACGGACGACGAUGGGGAAGACUUCACGCCACCCAUCCUCAAAGAGCUGGAGAACCUCAGCCCUGAGGAGGCAGCCCACCAGAAAGCCGUGGUGGAGACCCUUCUGCAGGAGGACCCGUGGCGUGUGGCGAAGAUGGUCAAGUCCUACCUGCAGCAGCACAACAUCCCACAGCGGGAGGUGGUCGACACCACUGGCCUCAACCAGUCCCACCUGUCCCAACACCUCAACAAGGGCACCCCCAUGAAGACGCAGAAGCGGGCCGCCCUGUACACCUGGUACGUCCGCAAGCAGCGAGAGGUGGCGCAGCAGUUCACCCAUGCAGGGCAGGGAGGGCUGAUUGAAGAGCCCACAGGUGAUGAGCUACCAACCAAGAAGGGGCGGAGGAACCGUUUUAAGUGGGGCCCAGCAUCCCAGCAGAUCCUGUUCCAGGCCUAUGAGAGGCAGAAGAACCCCAGCAAGGAGGAGCGAGAGACGCUGGUGGAGGAGUGCAACAGGGCGGAAUGCAUCCAGAGGGGGGUGUCCCCAUCACAGGCACAGGGGCUGGGCUCCAACCUCGUCACAGAGGUGCGUGUCUACAACUGGUUUGCCAACCGGCGCAAAGAAGAAGCCUUCCGGCACAAGCUGGCCAUGGACACAUACAGCGGGCCCCCACCAGGGCCAGGCCCGGGACCUGCGCUGCCGGCUCACAGUUCCCCCAGCCUGCCCCCGCCUGCCCUCUCUCCCAGUAAGCUCCACGGUGUGCGCUAUGGACAGCCGGCGACCAGUGAGACUUCAGAAGUGCCCUCAAGCAGUGGCGGCCCCUUAGUGACAGUGUCUACACCCCUGCACCAAGUGUCCCCCACGGGCCUGGAGCCCAGCCACAGCCUGCUGAGUACAGAAGCCAAGCUGGUCUCAGCAGCUGGGGGCCCCCUUCCCCCUGUCAGCACCCUGACGGCACUGCACAGUUUGGAGCAGACAUCCCCAGGCCUCAACCAGCAGCCCCAGAACCUCAUCAUGGCCUCACUUCCUGGGGUCAUGACCAUCGGGCCUGGUGAGCCUGCCUCCCUGGGUCCUACGUUCACCAACACAGGUGCCUCCACCCUGGUCAUCGGCCUGGCCUCCACGCAGGCACAGAGUGUGCCGGUCAUCAACAGCAUGGGCAGCAGCCUGACCACCCUGCAGCCCGUCCAGUUCUCCCAGCCGCUGCACCCUUCCUACCAGCAGCCGCUCAUGCCGCCUGUGCAGAGCCAUGUGACCCAGAGCCCCUUCAUGGCCACCAUGGCCCAGCUGCAGAGCCCCCAUGCCCUCUACAGCCACAAGCCCGAGGUGGCCCAGUACACCCACACGGGCCUGCUCCCGCAGACUAUGCUCAUCACUGACACCACCAACCUGAGCGCCCUGGCCAGCCUCACGCCCACCAAGCAGGUAAGGUCCAGGCCUGCUGGCCCUCCCUUGGCCUGUGACAGAGCCCCUCACCCCCACAUCCCCGGGACUCAGGAGGCUGCUCUGCUCCCCCAGGUCUUUACCUCAGACACUGAGGCCUCCAGUGAGUCCGGGCUUCACACGCCGGCCUCUCAGGCCACCACCCUCCACGUCCCCAGCCAGGACCCAGCAGGCAUCCAGCACCUGCAGCCAGCCCACCGGCUCAGCGCCAGCCCCACGGUGUCCUCCAGCAGCCUGGUGCUGUACCAGAGCUCAGACUCCAGCAACGGCCACAGCCACCUGCUGCCAUCCAACCACAGCGUCAUUGAGACCUUCAUCUCCACGCAGAUGGCCUCUUCCUCCCAGUAACCACGGCACCUGGGCCCUGGGGCCUGUACUGCCUGCCUGGGGGGUGAUGAGGGCAGCAGCUAGCCCUGCCUGAAGGACCUGAGCCUGCUGAGCUCCUGUGGCCCUUCCUGGACAGCUGUGCCUCGCUCCCCACUCUGCUCUGAUGCAUCAGAAACAGAGGGCUCUGAGGCGCCCCAACCCAUGGAGGGCUGCUUGGGUUGCACAAGAGGGGGCCAUGGAGAGCUAGGAGCAAAGCCUGUUCCUGGCAGAUGGAGGAGGGACUGUCCCUGCUGUGUGGGACACAAUCUGCUUACUUGGAACAGAAGGGGGCGGCCUAUGACUUGGGCACCCCCAGCCUGGGCCUGUGGAGAGCCCUGGGACCGCUACACCACACUGGCAUCCACACUUCUCAGGAAACAAGCCUGUGUAGCUGUGACCUGCUGAGCUCUGAGAGGCCCUGGAUCAGUGUGGCCUUGUUCGGUCACCAAUGCACCCACUGGGCCACUCCAUCCUGCCCCAACUCCUUCCAGCUAGUGACCCACAUGCCACUUGUACUGACCCGAUCACCUACUCACACAGGCAUUUCCUGGGGGGCUACUCUGUGCCAGAGCUUGGGGCUCCAAUGCCCGAGCCCAGGGAGGCCGAAGCUAACAGGGAAGGCAGGCGGGGCUCUCCUGGCUUCCCCUGUCCCCAGCGAUUCCCUCUCCCAGGCCCCGUGACCUCCAGCUUUCCCGGGUAUUUGUUCCCAAGAGCAUCACGCCUCUGAGGCCAGCCUGGCCUCCUGCCUCUACUGGGAAGGCUGCUUCAGGGUUGGGAAGUUGUCCUUAUUCCUGUGGGAGCCUCGCAACCCAUGCCAAGUCUAGGUCCUGGUGGGGCAGCUCCUGUCUCGAGGGCCCUGCAGACCCUGCCCUUAUUUGGGGCAGGAGUAGCUGAGCUCAGAAGGCAGCAAGGCCCGAGCAGCUGAGCAAGGCCCAAGCGGCUGGCCAAGCUGAGGUGCCCAGAAGAAAGAGGUGACCCCAGGGCACAGGAGCUACCUCUGUGGACAGGACUAAUAGAAUCCUGGGGGUCUGGCUGGCUGAGGGCAGUUCGUAGCCACCCUGAGGAGUCCGAGGUCCUGAGCACUGCCAGGAGGGACAAAGGAGCCUGUGAACCCAGGGCAAGCAUGGUCCCACAUCCCUGGGCCUGCUGCUGAGCACCUGGCCCUCAGUGCACCGCCUCCACCCUGGGAUUCAGGAAAAGGCCUGGGGUGACCCAGCACCCCUGCAGCUUGUAGCCAGCUCGGGUGAGCGGCACGUUUAUUUAACUUUUAGUAAAGUCAAGGAGAAAUGCGGUGGUAA